AUGUUCAGUAUGUUAAAAGCGCUAUUUAGGCACAAAACUAUAGCACCAGCAAACCCUGGACCACCUGGAUCUGUCUCUGCUGCGCCCCCAGCACCUGCCCCAACUUCUACUCCUGCACCUGUCCCUUUGGCAAAGGAAGAAAAAUCGCAUGAGAAGAAAGAUGAAGAAAGCAAAAAAGAGGAAGAGAAGCCAGCUGAACCAGCUCCGGCUCCAACUCCGGCACCUGCCCCGGCUCCAGAGCCCCCUAAACCAGAGGCCAAACCAGUGGAUUUAGUCAAUCAGACAACAGAAGGUGAGGAAGGUGCACCUCCACCUGUCGUCAUUAACAGAUAUGCUGAUGACCAGCUGAGAGAGAUUGUGAGGAAAUUAAGGGAAAGGGUCGAGUUAUACAAAGACAAAGUCAUCGACCCCUACGCCUCGUCCCCGGAGCACAGCCCUCCCGUCACGCCCGUUUAUCGAAAACCAGACUGGAUCAAAAAACAGGAGGAGGAGCGAUUAAAACGAGAGGCAGCAGAGCAGAAGAAAAAAGAGGAAGAUGCAAAGAAAGCAGCCGUCAAGAAAGAAAAAGAGGAAAAAGAGAGAGUAGAGAAAGAGGAAAAGUUAAAGGCUGAGAAAGAAAAACUGGAGAAGGAGCAGGCAGAGGCCACCUGUCCCAAAAUCAAGUUCACAUGUAUAGACGCACUGCUCCAACCUUUGGAGAACAAGAUGGACAUGUACUUAGGGAUGACCAUCGACCCGUUCACAGAUCGUCGGUAUAUCAAAUGGCUGAGCGUUGUCACAAUUGCUUUUAACUACAAUGUUUGGUUGGCCACGGCACGCAUGUGUUUUCCGUAUCACACGCCACUGGCCAUCCCUUUCUGGAUAUGUUUCGAUAUUCUGGCAGAUCUGGCGAACGUUAUCGACAUCAUCGUCUUUCAGCCACGCUUACAGUUUGUGAAAGCAGGAGACAUCAUAAAAGACAGAGUGAUGACGAAACAGAAGUACAGAGAAUCUGCCAGGUUUCAGACAGACCUAAUAAGUAUUAUACCAUUUGACUUGCUGUGUUUCCACUUUGGAUUUUCGUCCGUUUUCAGGUUAAACCGGUUUAUGCGGUAUGAAUCAUUUUUCGAGUUCAGCGAUCGUCUAGAAAGCAUCAUGGCUAAGGCUUAUAUCUGGAGAGUUGGCCGCACUAUUGGAUAUCUCCUUUACUGCCUACACCUCAACUCUUGUCUGUACUACGUAGCAUCUGAAUAUGAAGGACUGGGCAGCACUAAAUGGACAUACGAUGGGAAAGGAAAUGCUUAUCUGCGAUGUUAUUAUUUCGCCACUCGUACCCUGAUCACUAUCGGAGGUCUUCCUGAGCCCCACACUCUCUUUGAGAUCGUUUUUCAGCUGGUGAACUUCUUCACCGGCGUCUUUGUCUUCUCUAGCUUAAUUGGACAGAUGAGAGAUGUCAUCGGAGCGGCCACGGCUGGACAGACCUACUUCCGUGCCUCUAUGGAUGCCUGCGUGGCAUACAUGAAUACUUACACCAUCCCUAAGCACGUGCAAAACAGAGUACGCACUUGGUACAACUAUACCUGGGACUCGCAGGGCAUGCUCGAUGAAUCAGAGCUGUUGGACAAAAUGCCUCUGGUGAUGAGAACGGCCAUCGCUGUGGAGAUCAACCUCGCCACCUUUCAGAAGAUUGACCUCUUUAAGGGUUGUGACAACCAGAUGCUUGUGGAUAUGUUAUUACGUCUGAAAUCCAUUUUGUACUUGCCGGGAGACUUUGUAUGUAAGAAGGGUGACAUUGGGAGAGAAAUGUACAUUAUUAAAGCUGGAGAGGUGCAGGUCAUCGGUGGACCAGACAAUAAGAUUGUGUUUGUGACUCUGAAAGCAGGUUGUGUCUUUGGAGAAAUCAGUCUCUUACAGUCAGCAAAAGAUGGAGGCAACAGACGGACGGCAAAUGUGGCUGCUCAUGGAUUCGCCAACCUCUUUGUACUGGACAAGAAAGAUCUUAAUGACAUCCUGGUCCACUAUCCUGAAUCUCAGAAAGUUCUGGCCAAAAAGGGAAGGAAACUGAUGAAGGCCAAAGGUAAAGCUCCUGUCCCAGAGGACAAAGAAAGGAAAAGGGGAUUGGAACUGUUUGGACCCAAACCACCCACUCCAAAAUUGUUGCGUGCUUUUGGAGGCUUUGGGAAAGGAGGUUUAUUGGACAAACUCAGGGCUCAAGCUGCAGCAGAGAAAAGGAAUUGAGAAAUUCAUUUAUCUAUUAGAUCAUCCAUUAGUCUCUAUAAUAAAUCCCUGUUAUCAUUCAUCCAUCCAUCCAUUCCCUUCUGUUUUUUUCUUCCUUGUUGUUACAUCGAUGGUUGCGAUUGGACAUCAUACUGCAGAUUGUGUCCCAGUCUGUGAAAACCCAGCUAAGUAAUUUUUCUGAUAUGCUGUUUUUUACAUAAACUCAUGAUACAUAAUUUAAAGACCAUUUUGUGAAAAUAUAUUUUGAUUUCUUAAAUAUUGACUGAGGAAGGUCAUGUCAAAUAUUGAAAUCAAAGUAAAAUCAACUAUCAUCAUGAUAUUAUGAGACUUUCACAUGGAUUUUACAGACAUGGUCACAUAUAGUAUCAUUAAAAAGUUAGACACUGUCCACUAAAAGUCAUUAUUUAACUGGUUUUGCAAUGUACUAGUCAAAAAUGAGUGAUUUGUGUGGGGCUUCCUCUGUUUUUAAUUUUUAAAUA
Molecule: messenger RNA, 2696 nt
Organism: Misgurnus anguillicaudatus (oriental weatherfish)
Lineage: Eukaryota; Metazoa; Chordata; Actinopteri; Cypriniformes; Cobitidae
Source: RefSeq, a predicted model, not a curated record